UAGUUCAUGAAUUCCUUCAUAGAGUCUCUAGACUUCCAAAAACAUGUAUAUAAAACGAAAAUAAAUGAACAAGUAGAAGCAAUUCGAUGCAUGAAUUUUUUACCAAAUUAUUGAAGUUCUGAUAGGGUAUGGAUUGAUAUAAACUUAUCAUCAUUUUUCUUUUUCACUUACUCCCACAUAUUACAUUGCAUGGUACGUAUGCCACCGUUGUUUCGAUCAUCAAAUAAGUGAUUGUGAUAAGCUUAUGGCAAAGUAUACUUCUGUGAUAGAGAGAAAGUCAAAUUGAAAUUGAAAUUAAGUAUUUCUGAAAAAGAAAAAGUAGGAUUUUGUAUACACUGUUCGCAAAAGAACGAAAUUGCACAAAUGGUGCACUCGCUGCGGAAUAUAUAUGCUAGAUUGUUAAAAUCUUGCGGGAAGGUCUCCUAAAAGGAGAGCCUUUAAUAAGAAAUUAUUCUUUUGGUAGUCAGCUAUUAAAAAUAUUAAAUAAUGACGGAGAAUCGGGGGAAUUUUUCAACUCCAACGAAUCAAAGUUCUAGCAGACCAUUUAAUUUUCAACAUUUGGAUUUUGGAUCUAUUAAUGAUGUUCAAAAUGAAAUGUCAGAAAAAAGAAGACAAUUCAAACUUAAUUUUCAAACACAAGGAAGUAAUAUAUCACUUAAUAAUUCAACAAACUCUUCAAUUUCUAAUUCAACUGGAAGUGCAGCUUGUUUACCAAUAUCUUCUCGUCCAAAUUUGCCUUUAUCUUUGCCUAAACUACCAGUGAGACCUUGUACUGCAGUUCCACAAGAACUGCCUGAUAAAGCAAGGGAUAAAUUACGAAUGUGUCAAUCAAUGCAAAGUACUGGAAAAUUACAGCUAUCACCAAAUGUAGUAUAUGAUUUUACAAGUGAAGAUCUUCAAGAUCUGGGAGAAAUAGGACGAGGAGGAUUUGGUACUGUAAAUAAAAUGAUCCAUAGGAUAAGUGAUACUGUUAUGGCUGUGAAGAGAAUUCGUUCCACAGUGGAUGAAAGGGAGCAAAAACAAUUAUUAAUGGAUUUAGAGGUUGUAAUGAAGUCUAAUGAAUGUCCAUGCAUUGUGCAAUUUUAUGGAGCUCUAUUCAAAGAAGGUGACUGUUGGAUUUGUAUGGAACUCAUGGACACCUCAUUAGAUAUAUUUUAUAAGUUUAUUCAUGAGGUAUUAAAGGAAAGAAUACCAGAACGUAUUUUAGGAAAAAUUACUGUUGCCACAGUAAAGGCGUUGAAUUACCUCAAGGAAAAAUUAAGAAUAAUUCAUAGGGAUGUAAAACCUAGUAAUAUUCUGUUAGAUCGACAUGGUAAUAUCAAACUUUGCGAUUUUGGUAUAUCAGGACAGUUGGUUGAUUCUAUUGCACGAACUCGAGAUGCUGGAUGUAGACCAUAUAUGGCUCCAGAGAGGAUAGAUCCUCAACGUGCAAAGGGUUACGAUGUUAGAAGUGAUGUGUGGUCAUUAGGUAUUACAUUAAUGGAAAUUGCGACUGGUUAUUUUCCAUAUCCAAAGUGGAAUUCAGUUUUUGAACAACUUUAUCAAGUAGUUCAGGGUGAUCCACCACGUUUAUCUCCUAAUGAAAAUGGAAACCAUUUUACUAUGGAUUUUGUGAAUUUUGUGAAUACAUGUCUAAUUAAGGAAGAGACACAGCGGCCGAAAUACAACAAAUUACUAGAACAUCUUUUCAUCAGAAAAGCAGAAGAGGAUACUGUUGAUGUAUCAGCUUAUAUAAGUGGUGUUCUUGAUAACAUGGUUCUCAGGGGAUUGACACCUUUUACCACUAAUCGGCAUUAAGUCGGAAGUAUAAGAUAAUAUUUGUACCUUAAUUUCUAUAAGUUUUCAAAUCUUAAAUUUGAUUAUUGUAAAUGAGUAGGUUAUUUGCACUCCGAUUUAGUGUAGGUAGUAAAAUUAAUCAACGUCGAUCAUUGUCAAUAAUAAAUCAUUUUGUGUAGAAUCAUA
Bombus pascuorum is the source of this 1962-nucleotide messenger RNA. It is a transcript of the gene Mkk4, whose product is annotated as dual specificity mitogen-activated protein kinase kinase 4. The record is from RefSeq and is a predicted model, not a curated record. The transcript has 9 exons. Bases 487 to 1797 code for a protein of 436 amino acids. Lineage: Eukaryota; Metazoa; Arthropoda; Insecta; Hymenoptera; Apidae. Gene Ontology annotation, biological process: protein phosphorylation; MAPK cascade. Gene Ontology annotation, molecular function: JUN kinase kinase activity; ATP binding.